Molecule: messenger RNA, 1718 nt
Organism: Tachysurus vachellii
Lineage: Eukaryota; Metazoa; Chordata; Actinopteri; Siluriformes; Bagridae
Product: chorion transcription factor Cf2-like
Exons: 2
Coding region: 75-935 (286 amino acids)
Cellular component (GO): nucleus
Source: RefSeq, a predicted model, not a curated record
UUGUUUGCCAAGCGCCUUAAAACUCGAAGAAGCAGAAGAAACGAUUAGGCGUAAGCGAAGUGUCUCAGUGUAAAAUGAACAAUUUGGACGGUUUGAACACGUUUUUAACAGAGCGCUUGAUGGCAGUCGCUGGAGAGAUAUUCACUGUGUUUAAAGACGCGUUCAGUGAAUAUCAGAGUGAAAUCGAGCGAAUAAAACAGGAGAACCGGUGUCUCAGGGAGGCGCUGGCUGAAAUCUACAACAGUGUUCAGGAGCGAGCAGAGAAGCACAGUUUAAACCAGAGAGCCCUGGACUCUGACACCUCCUUCAUUGAAGUGAACCUGGAACUAGAAGCCAAUCCAAACACAUCUGAUCAACCACAACCGUCUCAGAGUCAUCAACACACGUGUACGUCAAAGUUCGCAAGUGUCGAUGAAGAUCAGGACCCUGAAUCGAGCAUCUCGGAGCAAUCCGGGGUGAAGGAUGAAACCGAGGACUCCAGAGAUUUACACGAAGGCUCGUUAUACGCCGUCAAAGUGGAGCCGUGUGCAUCGCAGGAUGACUUUUCUGUUGAAGUUAAAAAGGAAGCAGAAGAUCAUCAAGAGAUGGAGCAACAAGGGCCUCUUUCUUGUUCUUAUUGCGAACAAACAUUCACUGACGUUCCUGAGCUAGCGUCACACGUACAGAGUCACAGAGCUUUGUUCACCUGCGAAGUCUGCGGAAAGUCCUUUAAGCAAAAAGGGACGCUGAAAACACACAUGAUCGUGCACCAGAAAGAAAGACCUUUUGGCUGUAGUUAUUGUAAAAAACAGUUCAAGCUGAAGUGCCACCUGAAAGAGCACGAGAGGAUUCACACGGGUGAAAAACCCUUCAGCUGUCCAGUGUGCAGGAUGAGUUUUACUCGCUCCAAUCCUAUGAAGAUACACCUUCGUAAUCAUCACCAGGAGCAGUUCUAACCACAUCUAGUUCUUAUCACAAUCUGGGCUGGAUGAUAUUAAACUUGUGGAUAAAAUUAUAUUUUCUUUUAUUCGUCUCUUGUUGUUACCUUUGUUACUAUAUUUGAUGCAAUUACAUGGCUAGUUUUAAUAUUAGAGAUUUGCUGAAUAUAACAGAAGUUCUAAUCCUGUAUUACUGCUGUUUUUUUUCUUUCACUACUCUGCUUAUGAAUCUUACUAUCCAUGCUAAACAAAUUACUUUGUGAGUCUGAUUUCUACUGAUUAACACACAGGGUUCUGUUUUUUUAUUAUUAUUAUUAUUAUUAUUAUUAUUAUUAUUAUUAUUAUUAUUCCGGAUUCAGAGGUUUUACACAUUUUAUACAGAUUUUAUAGAAAACUGAAAAUGGAUGAUUUACACGUCAUUAAUGUUAAACCAACCAUUUAUUAUUUUUAGUAAUAAAUAGGGGAUCGUUUAGGUGAUUUGUUCUGACUGCUUAAAGAACUGUUUUACUUCUGGUGCUUUAUUAAGUAAAUGCUUUUUAAUGGUGGGAUUGUGGGUCCACUUGAUGCUCCAAAAAUACAAAUACAAAAUGUCUGCAACUCACAGGCUGUAAAUAAAACACAGGAUCUGAUUUUUAAUGAGAGCUUUUAAUGAGAGCGUUAUUCAAACUGUAUAACAGAGACAAAUUGUAUAAAAAGGCAGAGAAAAUGAGUUUGCUAUGUUGAGUUGAUGAGAUGAAGAAAACAACUGUCCACUGUAAACUAUUCACAGAAGUGUACGUAAUAAAUAUCUACCUUUACUAA